AUGACAUUUGUUUUUGAAACGCUGAAUAUGGUAAUUGAAGCCAGUGACAAGGACAAACUCGAUGAAGUAGAUGUAAUUCUUGCCGCAGAAGAUGGACAAAUCAAACGCUCACGAGAUCCAAAGAUGUGUCAUCACAAUGCACGGCAGAAAUGCGCCCAUUGUCUGCCAAUAGACCCAUACGAUGAAGAAUAUCUCAAAUCUAAGGAUAUCAAACAUAUGUCGUUCCAUGCACAUGUUAGAAAGCUGACAUCAGGACAUGGUAAAGGCUCUCAGUUGAAGCGCCCCUUAGAAAAUAUACGGUGUUCAAUAAACUUGAAUUGUCCAGCGCAUAAGCCAUACCCGCUAGGAGUUUGUACGAAAUGUAAACCACCAGUAAUGACUUUGAAUCGACAGAAAUAUCGACAUGUUGACAACAUAUUCUUCGAAAAUCAAGACCUUGUUAAUGAUUUUCUAAACUUCUGGAGAACAACCGGGAACCAGCGCGUUGGUUUUCUGAUUGGAAAAUAUCAACCUUUUGCGGAUGUGCCUCUUGGUAUAAAAGCUACGGUGGCGGCAAUCUAUGAACCGCCGCAAACCUCUAGUCCCGAUGGUGUGGAAUUGAGCGUUGAUCCGAAUGAAAAGGCAGUUGAUCAACUAUGUGGCUGGUUAGGUCUGAGACGCGUUGGUUGGAUUUUUACCGAUCUAUGGUCUGCUGAUCAAGUCAAGGGAACCGUACACUGCACAAGGCAUAAGAAUUCCUUCUUUUUGUCGGCUGAAGAGUGUAUCACUGCCGGUUAUCUGCAAUCUAAGCAUCCCAAUAUCACCGACUACUGCUCCGAUCGACACUUCGGCUCCAAGUUCGUCACAGUAGUUGCUAGUGGUGACGAGCAAGAACAAGUCAACUUCCAUGGCUGGCAGGUAUCGAACCAGUGCACUGCACUAGUUGAAGCGGAACUUCUGUGCCCCACAAAUCAUCCGGAGCUCGCGUAUAUACGAGAUAAGCCCUUGACGGAGACGCAGUACUUGACAGAUGUGCAAUAUACAGAGAAAAAUCAGUACGGUGCUGAAGUGCUGAAGGAUGGACGUCCACUGCCAGUUGAAUUUUUAUUGGUUGAUGUUCCUACUGGAAUGCCCAAAGAGCCACAAUACACUUUCUCGGUUCCAAAAAGUACUCGUUUUGCUAUUGAGAACAGGGAAUCAAUGGGAGAAAUUCAGGGAGGAACAAAUUUGAGUCAGUACUGUUCCGAGUAUUCACUGAACGACUUCCUUGAGCAGGCGACGAAUUUCCACUUCUUGCUGUACCUGAUGACAAAUCAUCUCGUGCAGUUUACGGAGGCUGAAAUUCAUAAAUUGUGUUUUGCUGUCUCUACGCAAGACCGAGAAAUGGCAAUCGAAUGGGCUCGAGAAACGCUCAACUGGCAGCAGCUGGUAGCUGUGUGUCACGAGCAGGGACAUAGUCACGCGUCAGCCUCUACAACAACUUGGUCAUGUAAACACUGCACUUUCGAGAACAGCGAACAACGACCGGAUUGUUCAAUGUGUGGCCUGCCAGCAAAUGCCUGAAUCUGAAAAUCGUAGGUGAGCGCUUCGAAUGUCUGUAACGAACACGAACCUCGGUGUUUCAAUCCCUACUUUUACGCAUGUAAAUUAUGUUCCAUUGUGCAUGUAGAUAGCGAGUGUUUUAAUCGUUGACUACUGGUUUUACCAAUGUAUAUCAUAUGCGAUAUGAAUGUUAGUGCUGUUUUGUUCUUCUUUAUAUCAGCACUUUUUACAAG
Messenger RNA from Cylicocyclus nassatus, 1754 nucleotides. The record is from the annotation of a GenBank genome assembly. Lineage: Eukaryota; Metazoa; Nematoda; Chromadorea; Rhabditida; Strongylidae.